Molecule: messenger RNA, 10379 nt
Organism: Astrephomene gubernaculifera
Lineage: Eukaryota; Viridiplantae; Chlorophyta; Chlorophyceae; Chlamydomonadales; Astrephomenaceae
Source: the annotation of a GenBank genome assembly
GGUUGAUGCACGGCUUUCAAGCUUCAGGUGGAGAAGUGCGCUGUACAGCAUAGCUAACCCAUUACACACGUGGUAGCCUAUGCUUACCUGCCAAUAGGCUUCACUUUCCUCACCUUGCAACACUACAAUGCAAGCGCUCCGACCCUGCCACCUGCGGGGCCAACGUCCCUUCCAUGGCUUCCAACGCUCGAACAAACCUCCAUGUCCUGCUAGGGUCGCGCCAUGCAGAGCAGGUCCUGAAACGCCCGGUGGGGCGCUCGGCGAAGAUGUGCUGGCGCGGCUGAGGGCUGCUGAAGAAGAGGCAGCUCGACUCCGGAAAGAGCUUGCGGCAGCACAGGCCGCCAAGGCUGCACAGGAUCCUGUUGAAAAGGAUGGCAAGCAAGUUCGCAUCGACUCAGUUGACAAUCGUGAGACACUUUUUGGGGGUGGACCCCGAAGCACUUGGCUUUCGGAAAAGGACGUCGAAUUUUUCAGUGGCCCAGUAGCUGUCCGCGAGGAGGACCCUGCCACCGAGGACCCUAACUACAUGGCAACCGUUCAGCGGCGCUUGCUAAUAGGCGGCUUGUUGGCGGUCGGCCUAGGCGCGUUUGCGCUUAUACCCACGGAGGCCCUCCGUCCGAAGCCCAGCAAGCCCAUGUUCUUCUUCCUGGUGCCCCUGCUGCGCAUCCAGGAGCUCCUGGGUGAGUGCCGCGGCAUCAUUGAGGAUGCGGACUGGGGCCUGCUGCGGCAGGCGCUGGCGCGCAUCGAGGGGCCGCCCAACAACGUGCGGUCCAACCUGGACGCCAUCAUCGCACUCAUGCCGGACGCCCGGAGCGCCAGCCGCGCACAGGAGCUGUCAGCAGACCUGUACGAGUACCUGCGCAGCCUGGACUACCAGCGGUACUUCGACGCCAUGCCCCGGAAAGCCAUCAGCGGAGAGCAGAAUGCGCAGUACGCGCAAUUCAGCUUGUCGUCGCUGCAAGCAGCGCAAGCAAAGCUGUCGGAGCUGUUGUCGCUGGUGCCAAGGGACCAGCUGCAGAUGGCGCGUGACCAGUUAGCGGCAGGCUACUAGGCUUGCGGUAUCGCCGGGAAGGGUUGCCAUGUUUCAUCAUGGAGAUGGGAGAGAAGUUGGCGUUCCCUCAUACCCGUGUGGUUGGGUUGGGGUCUGAGGGGCCUGCAGAGUGUUACACGAGGGUUGAAGGUAGUGAGCUGAUGUGCGUUCGUGGCAGAGCCGUUCGUUUUCUGGGCUGGGUAGGCCAUCGAUUUUGCGAUGAGAGAGAUGAGAGAGGCAUGCGCAAUGGGUCGCCGUGAUUUGUAAUAUGUGCGUUCCGUGUGCUACUUUUUAAUACAUGAUUGUAUCUGGAAAUCCAACUAUUAAGCAUUGUAGUUUCCUCUUUCACCGUGUACCAGGACGGGACACCGUUGGGAAGGUUUGAGCCUUUCAGUGCUCCUUUGGCAUGUUGUUGCAUGACGAGUAGUUCUAUGCCUUUUCGUUGCGCUUCUCAAGGAUAACGGGGCCUGGAGCUUGAGUCGACAACGGUGCCGUUGCCCAGGUUACAAUGAAGCGGGGGCACUCCCCGGCAGCGAGCGAUUUGGGCACCCCUGUGUCUCUUGGGCCUUUUAUAAGUCCAACAUGGCGUGGGUGCGCCAAUUGCUAAGGCUGUGAGCGCUAGACGACCGGGAAUUGCUGCGACCCACGGGGUCGCACGGGGUGCAACUUAGCAUGGCGACGUUACGCCCACAACAUUCGGCAGAUGGUGGCAAUCCUUCGCUAUUGCCAGUCCCAAUCGACCAAUGCCAUGAGGCUUUGUUGGCCACAGAGGGAAAUACCAACAAGAGCAGGCUUCCUACAGGGCUUUCGACAGCCUCGCCGCCUGUAGGGGUAGUAUCUGGGUCUCCUAACGUGGCCAACGCAGCCCUGGGCUCCAACAACAGCACCGGCAGCAGCGCAUUCCUCAACAACAGCAUCCCCGUUGAUGCCGCUGAUGUCAGGCCUGGCGCCGGUGCAUGCGAGGAUGUCUGCUGGCACGGGACCUCCAUAACCCCUGCUGAAGCACAAAGCUGCGCGCGCCAGACCGCGGCAGCAUGCGCUGCCGUACCCCAGCAUGGCAUGCCACAACCGCAGCAGCACCGCACGGCUAGCGGAUCGGACGCCGAGGGCAGCUCCACGCCGCUCGGGCCGCAGGCGGCGGCAGCAGCGCCGGCUCCCGGCCCAACCCUAAGCGCUUUCGCGCCAGCAGCUGUGCUGCCGGCAGCCCUCAGCGGUGUGCCACUGCUGGUCCCACAGCUUCAGCUUCUGCAGCUACAAGCGCUGCUGCAGCAACAGCAGCUGCAGCAGGGGGCGGGUUACGGUGCGUGUCCGCCCAUGCAGAUCCGUCCGGCGCCGCUGCUGGCGGUACCCGCACCGCUGCUGCCGGGAUCUCAGCAGCUGCAGCAACUGCGAGGCCCCAGCAGCACAGGCGCAGGCGGCACCAGCAGCGGCAGUCCACAUGCGCUCCUGCCACUGCCACAGCCACAGUCCUGUGGGUUGGGGGCCGCUGCGGCAGCUAGCGUCCUGCCGCAGAUGCCAACCGAGCUGGCGCCUGCGCCGGCGCCUGCUGCAACAGGCCGGCGCAGGGGUCGGCCGCCUCGUGCCGCGGGUCUGCGGGCCUCCAACAGUGGCAGGGGGCCACAGCCCUCCUCCCCACGGGGAGCGGAUGCGGGGAAGGCAGCAUGCGGAGGUGGCGCGCGGGGUCGGGGUCGGGGUCGACGUGCCGCGGCGCAGCAGCGCAGCAGCCAGUACGAGCUGUCGGAUGAAGAUGAGGAGCCGGAGGAUGACAGCGAGGAGAGCGAGGAGGCGGUGCAGGAGAGCAGCGAGGAGGAGGGCGAGCAGCUGCUGCUGCAGCAGCAGCCGGAGGAGCGCAUGCUGGGGUGCAGCCGCUGUGGCUUUGCGCCGGCGGGCUGCAACAGAUGUCGCAUGCGGCCGAUCGCCACCCGGCCGUACGCGAGGUGGAAGCCGGAGGAGGGGCGCUUUCAGGAGGACAUACACAGCGCCCCAGUCUUCUACCCUACGCCCGAGGAAUUCGCAGACCCCAUGUCGUACAUUGCUAAGAUCCGCCCGGAAGGGGAAAAGUACGGCAUUUGUCGUAUCGUGCCUCCAGCGGGCUGCUGGGAUCCGCCCUUUGUGCUGAGCGGCAGCUGCGCCGAAGAGGACGGCAGCAGCGGCCGCGGCGGCUUCCGGUUCUACGCGCGCAGGCAGGUCAUCAGUGAUCUCUGCAUGCGGCCAGGCAGCUCGGACACUCCAGCAGCGCAGGGCGGCAGCGACCCGCAGCAGCACCCGCAGUGGCAGCAGCAGCCGGACGGCGGUAGUGGUCAGCUCAGGCAGCAGCAAGGACCGCAGCAGUGGCCGCAGCAGCUUGGGCAGCUGGGACCUCAGCAGGAGCAGUCUUUCAGCUGCGGUGGUCGCAUGGGUAGCUUUGGAAUGUCCGCCAGCUACAGCGGUGGCGGCAGCAGCGAAGCUCCACGCCCACCCCCACCGCACGGCCUCCAUCCCAACCCUGAUGGCAGCACUGCGGGUAUUCGUCUGGUGGCGCCGGGGCCCAUGCCGCGGCCCAAGCUGCCGGCCGUGGCGGUGGAGGAUUCCCUGGAACGGUACGCUGCAAGGGUGAUGACCCCGCAUCCGCUGCUGGGGCUGGAUGAGGCCGCUGCGGAUGCAGCCGCCGCCGCGCUGUGUGCUGCGGGCGCAUGCCCGGGGCGCAUGGAGCGAGCGGCAUCGGGGCGCAUGGGCGGUGCCGUCGGGCGGAAGGUGCAGGGCUGGCAGCUGCGUGGGGGCAGGUCGUGCUUCAGUAUGGACAGGGACGGAGAGGACGAGGGCAGCGGGCAAUCUGGCUCGGGCUCUGAGUCCGAGGGUGGCGACGGAGAGUCUGGGUUUGCUUCUUUGGAACGGAUACACACGCUGCGGUCGUUCCAGGCGUACUGCAGCUGGGCGAGGAGCCUGCACUUCGGCCUGCCGCCGUUUUCGGAGCAACGGCUGGGACGCAAGUCGUCACUUGAAAGGGCAAGCUCUAACCCUCUACGUGUAGCUGCUGGCCGCGUCAGCAAGUACUGCGGCGGCGGCAGCAGCGCCGUGCCCUCUCCCCUUGCCUCGCCGUCAUCCGCCGCCGCUGCAGCAGCCUUGCCGCCACACGUACAGGCCGCUGUCAUGCGUGCUGCCGCCGGCUGCGAGCCCAGCAUCGAGGAACUCGAGGCGGAGUUUUGGCGCAUCGUGGAACGGCCGACGGCGGGCUGUGUGGUUGAGGUGUUGAACAGCAGCGACCUGGAUACGAGUCGCCAUGGAAGCGGUUUUCCGUUGCCCGCUUGGCGGCGCAUGCAGCCGACGGCGGCGUCUGAGGGGUCGGGCGGCGUUGCGGCAGCGCUAGACGAGCGCGCACGGCACUACGCGAGCCACCCCUGGAACGUCAACAACCUUCCUCGCGCAGCCGGCUCCCUGCUGCGUUACGUGGAGCCCGAGGAGCUGGUUGCAGGCGUCACGGCCCCCCGCCUCCAUCUGGGCAGCUGCCUGAGUGCAUCCUGCUGGGCCGCGGAGCCGCACUCGCUCUACUCGCUUACCUACCUGCACAUGGGGGCGGAGAAGAUAUGGUACGGCGUACCCGCCAGUGCGGCUGCGCAGUUCCAGGCGGCCGUGCGCGACGCGGUGCCGCACCUGCUCGCGGAGGACGCGCUGCUGCUGACCCGCGGGGUCACCCAAAUGUCGCCAUCGGAGCUCAGGCGCCGGGGGGUGCCCGUGUGCAGGCUGGUGCAAGAGCCCGGAAGCUUCGUCGUCACCUUCCCUGCCGCCCACCACGCCGGCAUCAACUGCGGCUUCAACUGCGCUGAAGCCGUCAACCUGGCCCCCGCGGACUGGCUUCCGUACGGCACCGAUGCCGUACGCAAGUACCGUGAGCAGGGCAGGCGCUGCGCCUUCAGCCAUGACCGCCUGCUCGUUCGCCUGGUCGGCGCCGCACCCGCCGUCCGUGCGGCGCAGCAGGCGGCCAUGUUGCCGCACCUGUUGCGGCCGACUGAGCCAACACCGCCAACGCUGCUGCAUGCGCUGCCGCCGCCUCAGAAGUGUUCAGAAGAGCUCCUGCAUGAGCCUUUGUUGCCGCAGCAGCAGCCGCAGCCAUCGCAGCAGAUACAGCAACAGCCAGAGCCACUGCAAGGGCUGAUUAAAGUGGAGGAAGAUGGCGGCAGCUGCGGCUGCGGCAGGGCGGAGGUAUCCGCGGCAACCGUAGUCAGGGGGUUGUGUGCUCAUGCAAGCUUUCCCUGCAGCAGCGUGAAGCAAGACAUGGACGCGUCUCAGGUUACCGCCAUCACGACCGCCCAUCAAGCCGGGGACGAAGCCGUCACGGCAGCGGCUGUGGCAGGUGGAGGCGGCGGCGGCGACUGUCAUCUGCCGUACAGUUUGCAGGCGGGUACGCAGCUUGAGGAGUUGCCCCCCCUGGGAGCUGUGCUGGCGGGGAUAGGGGAGUUGGCGCUGCGACUGGAGGAGGAGGCGCGGUGGCGAGCGGUGGUGCGGGAGCUUGGGGUGACACAGGAGCGGCUCAUGUUGUCGUGCGGCAAGGAGGUGGCAGCUGCACAUGCCUGCGGCACCGCGGCGGGCGGUGGCUGCCUGAAGUGCCGGUGCGACCUGCACCUCUCUGCGGUCAUAAGUCCCGAGCGGCCGGGUGUCGCCACCUGCCCCGAGCACGCCGCCGCGCUGGGGGUGCCGCCGGAGAGCUGCGUACUGCUGGUCAGGCACUCCCUGGAGGAGCUGCGGCGCCUUCUGGACACGGCGCUAGAGCUGUUCCCUGAGGGUUACGCAGCUGUGGCCGCCGCACGCCAACGGCUGGCGUCACCACCGCCCAGCUCGGCCAUCCGUCGCUUGGGUCCCAUCUCCAAGUACGGCAUCCCCUUCGCAGCCCCCAUGAGCGAGCAGGACGCCACGGACGCCAUGCAUGUAGCUGUGUGUGCUGUAGCGGGCAUGCCCGGGGCUGCAGAAGCCGCUGUGCCGUACGUGCCGUACGAUCCCGAGGCGGCAAGCGGUUUGGAUGCCGUGCUUUCGUCGCCGUCAAGGUUGGCGAGGGUGGGGUCUGCAGCUUACGAUGCUGGGGCGGCGGCGGCAGGCUGCAGGCUGGUGGAGGGUGGUGUGUUGGGGGCGGAGGUGAGGCUGGGCGGGAUGGAUCGGGAGCGGAUGGGGCCGCGGCAGGCGCUGCUAUGGGAGGAGCAGCAGGCGGAGGCGGAGCGGAGGGAGGAGCAGCGACGUGCUCUUGAAGGAAUGAAGCGCGCGCGGGCGCAGCGCGCGGCGCGUAGAAGCGGCGCCCCGGCGACUUCCCCUUCGGCCACUGAACCCACCGCCGUCGCUGCAACGCAUUCGCUGCUGCCUCCGUACGUCUCUGCCAUUGCGAUGAUUGCGCCGGCGUCGCUUACCACGACACCAGCUAUACUGCUGCCUAACGCGGAAGCCACAAGUCCCGGCAGACAAGCGGCGCCUCCGGCCACCGCCGACGCCAGCGCGGCGUGCCUCAUGCCAGCCUCAACAGCAGCACUUGCAUCUGCUGCAGUGCCAUCGCACAUGGGGCUUCCGCCGGCGGCAGCGCAAGCGGCGCCUGCAGACCCUCUGAUUCCCUUGGCGCAGGCCGGCAAGCGGAGCAGCAGUCGCGGCAUAGUCGGCCAUGCGGGUACGGCAGAUGCGGAGGGCGACCGAGGCGGCGCCACGCGGCCACGCAGGGAGCGCCGUGUGCCUAAGCACCUCCUGGAUUCGGAGAUGGAGCUGGCGGAGGAGAUGCAGCAGGUGGUAGCGGCGGCGGCGGCAGCGGGUGCUGGCGCCGCUGCUGCUGCUGCUGCGGGCACCGCCAGGAACGCCACAUCGUCCAGGUCGCGUGGGCAGGCGCAGACGUCAACCUCCUCCCAGAUGCAGCGGCAGCUCUCGUUGCACCAUGAGCCGUCGGUGGGGACGGAGCAGCUGCUGCCGGCGCCGCCGAUACAGCCGGCCGAGGCGGCUGCUGGCCCGGCGGCAGCAACGGCAGUGGCGGUUACGGUUGCGACUGCCGCUGCAGCGUGCAGGCCCCUCGUUCCGAAAGCUCCCGAGCUGCAGCAGCAGGCGGAGGUGCCGGUACCACGCCAGGCCGAAGGCACCACAAGACAUCCGGAGCAGCAGCCGGAGCCGCAGCCGCAUCAGGGCCGCCAGGAAGGGCAAGCAGCGCCCCUGCAGCAACCAGAUGAGCAGCAACCGCAGCAGAUCGUUACAACCACCCUGCAAAAGCCCAUGCCGCAGCACAACCCGGCCCCGGAGGCUGAGCAGCAAGUCGGCACCAGCGCCCCAACCGGAGCCGGUACGGACACCCUGGGCAUGUCGCCGCGUCGCAGCAGCCGGCCCACGCGGCCCUCCAUCAGACUCAUGAGUGCCGUCGCGGCAGCGGCGGCGGUUGCACCCUCGGCGGCGGCGGCGCCGUCAUCUGCCGUGCCUGGCGUGCUGCUGCUCAGACGGGAGACCACCAGCGGUCCCUCCACAAGCAGCCGGGGGCCGACCGCCGCAGCGCGCCGCCUGUCGCUCGGCAUAGCGACGACGCCGGCGGGACUGCCACCCACGGCCCCCCCGGCGGGUGUGGGCCCAGGGGUUGCUGCUGCGCCACAGUCGCAGCCGCCGGGUACGGUGUCCCCGUUCGCUGCGGCCUGCUCUGGUGCAGCAGCUGAUGAUACGGUGGCGGUCGCGGCGGUUGCGGUGCCGGCUGAGAAUGCUAGGGGCGACAGCAGCGGCCACAGCAGGGUGUGCGGUGUUGACACGCCCACGGACGAUGCAGCGCAACCGCAACCACUGAGCGGCGUGCCCUCGGCAGCCGACCUGUCAGCUGUGGCGGAGGCGCCAGCGCCAGCCGCGGAGUUGCUGCUGCAGCCGCCUGUGCAGACCACGCCCCCUUCUUCCGCAGCUCCUUCUGCGAGUGCCGACAUCCCAGUGCUACAGGAGCCCAGCGCACAGCUGCUGCUUCCCACGCCGGAGCAGCUGCAUCAAGGCAUGCCUCCGCCGCUGCCAUUGCAGCAACAGGAAGCCCCGAAGCAGCAGCAGCCAUCAGAAGUAAAACCAAGCCCGGGCCCCCUGCUGCCACAGCAGCCUCUUCCUCAGCAGCCCCAGGAGCAAGAGCAGCAGCAGCUGCUGCUGCAGCCUGCAUCAGCAGCCGCCACGGGGCGACCUGUGCGCAAGCGUCGUACGGCAUUCAGCAACGACAUGGUCAUCUACGGUGAGACGGCGGCGCUGUUCGGCUCCCAAGCUGGAGCCGCGGUGGCCCCGGCUGCCAAGCGCAAAGCGGGCUCAGACCGCCGACCUGCUGCCACAGCGGCCGCCGCUGCUGCCCCAGCCGACGACCCUGCAGUCGGGGGCCUGGCGGAGGAGGGCAGCUCGUGGGCGGCGCAUCACCACUCGUUCGGUGAUGAGGCGGCGAUGAUGGGGCUGGACGAGGCGCAUGACACGUUGGCUUCCUUUGAGGAUGACCUGCGGCCGCUGUCGGCCGGCAUGUCACCACCGCACGCCAUGUUUGAUGAGGACCUGCACCGUGCGACGUCGCCGCCGCCGCAUGCCGCCAUGCUCUCAGAUGCCGCCGCCGCCGCUGCGGGUGGCGCCCCUGUGGCUGCGGCCGCCGCUGUUGCUGCUGCACACGCGGCCGUCGGCACGGCGAUGGCUUGCGACGACGCCGAGCAGGUUGCCGAGGUGUCACAGGCGCCUAACAGCCCCGGCUUCCUCAGCUUACACGACCACGAUGACCACGAGCACGACCACGACGUCUUCAUGCGGGAUGCGGGUCGCCCCAUGGCGCUCUCGGCCUCGCCCUCGCAGACCGCGCUUGAACCGCUGGCCGGCCUGCCGCUGCCGCCUGGGGUGGCGCAUGUAGACAUGGACGGCCUGGUUGCCCUGGGGCCCGGAGCUGCGGCAUCCGGCUCCGUGCCGCAGCCACCCCUGCUCAUGGGGCUGCUGCCUCAGCAUGCAGACCAGGUGGUAACUGGCAUGCAGACCUCCCCUCUGGCCGCGUUCGGUGCGGACCUCGGCUGCGCACCCGGAGGACCGUUUCUGCCGGUGGAGGGCGGUUUGCUGGUUUCUGGGGCGUUACCCGGGGCGGUAGGGGGGACCACCUUUACGGCGACUGGGGAUUCGGUAGGGAGCGGCGCGGCAGCAGGCGUGGCUGCGGGCGUGGCUGCGGGUGUGUCGGUGACAGGGGUUUUUGCUGGGUUUGCUGGGUUUGGAGACACUGCGGGGAUGUCGGACGGAGGUGGCUUCCUAAGCGGCAGUCGGCAUGGGUUGAGUAGCUUGGCAGCGGGUGCGGCUGGUGAGUGGGCUGACCUAGACGAUCUGGUGGUGCUUUGAUGGGGGCAUGCGGGUGGCGUGGAAGCCGGAUGAUGGGGCAGUCUGCAAUGUCAUGGGGAAAAGGUGGGUAGGUGGCAGCUAGGGAGCAGGCGCGGUAGGGGUUCGGUUGCGGUCGGUCCCAGUCCUUGGUUGGUUCAGUGAUGGAGGCUUGGGGCGCGGUGUGUAAAUUGCUUGUUGCCAUUGCCGUGAAACCCCCGCGUGACAGUUGUUGGGUGUUGCUGUUGCCGCUUCGAUGUUACUACCCGUACCCGCCGAAUCAAGUGCAAGCUUGCGCAGGAGUGUGUUCGAGUGCAAUUGCGAGUGGGGGAUGGGCGUGUGCUCACGUAUGUUGAAUGCGUAACUGGUGUCCUGGCAUCCAGCCCUCGGACACGGUACGACAUGAAGAAGCAGUAGAUCGUACAUGGAGGUCAUGUUGUGUGCUGAAGACGGACCCUGGGACGCUGCAGAACCGCGUCAUGCACGACACGUUGGUUUUGUGCAUUCGCGGCUUUUAUUUGGACGGUGUGGACAAGGCAAGGAGAGAUGGCGCUGUGGAAGCGCAGAACGUGAUGCUUGUACGACAUGCAACCAUUUUGGGCCCAGACAUGGCCCGUUUUGGACAUUGCGCGGGUCAUGGGCAACGCAAGUAUUAACGCCUGGAUGACGCACGGUGCGUGGGUGCCUGCCGUUUUCAAUUUGACACCUCUUUCAAUGAUGUGGCUUGACACUCGCUUACCCAAAACGAUUCGAUAACGGUAAUUGGAGACAAUGAUUGCUUUUGCCGCUAUUGUUGGACGGCCGGCGCUCUCUUUCAAGUGUGUCUAUUGUCGGAUGAAGCUUGAGAGACAAGGCAAGCAAUAGCUCGCAUUGAGCGUUGUAAGGAGCUGACCUAUGAACGCUGUAAUUGUAGCUGCACAUGGCCUAAGCCGCGUUCGUCUCCUGGCUGCCGACGGUUUUUAACCUAACGGUUGGCCAAAUAGCCCGCCGUAUUGCUUGGCACGCUUCGACACACUGGCUCUAGUCUGAAGUACAUGUACGUACGGUGCUAAAACUGUAAGCAGUUCAUCUUUGG